ACAAUCGGGAAUGUUUCCAAUAGCCAAUAGUGAACAGAAAAAAAAGGGUUAUAGCUCGAGGUAACUCCGCCCUGAACUCACUAUAGAACCAGCGGGAAUACUCGAGUCGUGAUCGGCUGAUAUUGACAGUAGUUGACCGACGUUACUACACAAGUCUGGGCACCAUGUCGGACAGGAAGGCAGUCAUCAAGAACGCGGACAUGUCGGAGGACAUGCAGCAGGAGGCGGUGGAGUGCGCCACGCAGGCGCUGGAGAAGUACAACAUCGAGAAGGACAUCGCCGCGUACAUCAAGAAGGAGUUUGACAAGAAGUACAAUCCCACCUGGCACUGCAUUGUGGGUAGAAAUUUUGGCAGCUACGUGACCCACGAGACCAAGCAUUUCAUCUACUUCUACCUGGGCCAGGUGGCCAUCCUCCUGUUCAAGUCUGGGUGAAGAGAGCAUGCGCACGCUCUCCAUCACAGCAAGCCUUGCAGUUCAACUGACCAGUAAUAAGACUGACUCAGCACACGUCCACAGUCUGGUGCAGGGACCUGUAUGUUCUGUGCUGCUCUCCACUGUAGUUCCUGUAUGGUAGAAACAGUCCUGUAAAAACUUACUUGUAUUUAUUUUUGUUGAUUUUCUACACAGCCGAUAUAACCUGUCACUCAUAAAAUUCCUGUUUUUAAAAAAAAAAAGAAUACAAAGCAAAAGUGUCGUUUCAGUUUAAUUUCAUGUUGCAUUUAAAGUAUAUUUUUAGAAAUGAUAAUAUACCUUCAAGUACGUGUCCUUUGAUGCAGUUUGAAAACAUAGGAAGUGAUGAGUUAUAGGUGAAGAUGUCUGCGAGUUGAACUGUAAUGAUGUCCUGGAAGAAGGGGUGAUGGGUUUUCAUGAAGGGCCUUCUGGGGGGGGGGGGGGGGCUCUGAAGCACAUGUUGGGUUUGGGCUUUGCUGGUGUAUAGCAUGUUUAAAUAUUGGUGAAUAUCUGCUUACUGAUUUUGAGGAGAAUUUAAAGUUCAGCUUGUCCUGUUUUGGUGCAUGGAAUCUAGGAUGGAGCAGUUUUACUUCUCUGGGCUCAGCAUGAAUAGCACGGGCGAUUUCUAAAGUUUUAGUAAUGUGCCAGUAGUCCGUUGGUCUGCGUGCUGAAAGGCAGUCUGUUGUCCGUUUGCCUUUAAUGUGAGUAUUUCCCUUUCUUCCCUAGUCUGAGACGUCUCGCAUUUCAGGAAACCCAAGCUUUCAUUGAGUGCUCGGUUAGUUCUGAGAUCUCUGGAGAAUAGACUGUACAAAUAAAGUAGAGCGUUGUGAAUAAAGAUGCUGUAGUUUUCCUUGAGAAAUCUGUGGGCUCCCUCCUGCAGAGAACUCUUCUUCUCUGAAAGGUGCAUCUCAGAGGCGCUGUUUGGUAUUGAGCCUGGGAGGACCUGGAUUGACCUGCAGACUGCCAUUAAAGAGCCAACAUCCCAAAACCCUGAGUAACGGCAGUCUGAGGUGCAGGUGUACCUUCAGGCAUGCUUUGUGCAGGACGUUUCAAAUUUAGCAAUGAACGGCUGUGUCUUGAUUUUUUUUUUUUUUGUAGUUUGUUGCCCAUUUCUGUCUUGGUUGCCUUCAUUUCCACAAUGCACUGUUUUUUGUGUGGUAUCCAUUUUAACCUUUGCACAAUAGAAUUUAGCAGUACUGAUGUUACAUAGCAUUUACUCUGAGAAAAUGGUUGAGGAAACAAUAUUUUUCUGUCUUGAGUGAACUUGAGGUCUAUUAAAAAUGUGUACCUGUAUUCAGUGGAUGCUUAAGGGGAGAAGACCGUUCAGCCCAGAUACCCUUUCUGUCAACACUGAAGAGCCCCACUUUAAACAUAUCUGAACUGCAUGCAAUAUAUUCCUCAUAUAAAGCCACUUGUAUUCAAAGAGCAUUGUGGUCCAAUUGUCCAGGUACCAAAUGGAAUUAUAUUUCCAGAACUAAAAUGAACUAAAUUUGGACUACCAAAAAAAUGUUAAGAGCUACGGCCAUUUAAUAUGUUGGUUUUCACCUUCUUUCUCAUUUCUAACUUAUGUAAAUAUUUUGGCCCACAACAAAUAAAAUGUACAGCACCCUACCCCAAACAACCAAGACCAGGAAUAACGACCCCUUUCCUCUUUUGUAGAGAGGUUUCAGAACAUUUUGUUGAAGCAGCAGUUGAAAUUAAAUCAAAAGCAAGACGCCCUAUUUCAACUUUUCAGCUAUGUCUUGAAUAUUGUGAUUGUGGCUUCAGAAUUGUUGAGAGAAAAAUACAUUUGUUAUGCAUACACAGUAUUUUCAAACUCAGAAGAUUCCUCCAUUCCCUUAAAUAAAAAGAGGAGUUCUAUCCCA
Messenger RNA from Anguilla rostrata (American eel), 2317 nucleotides. RefSeq names its product dynein light chain 2, cytoplasmic-like. Gene Ontology annotation, biological process: microtubule-based process. The transcript is spliced from 3 exons. NCBI's taxonomy places the organism in Eukaryota, Metazoa, Chordata, Actinopteri, Anguilliformes, Anguillidae. The record is from RefSeq and is a predicted model, not a curated record. Gene Ontology annotation, molecular function: dynein intermediate chain binding. Bases 165 to 434 code for a protein of 89 amino acids. Gene Ontology annotation, cellular component: cytoplasmic dynein complex.